AAUUGUGUCCACUUUUUCCAAAAAAUGUGCAUUAUAAGUUUUUGUUGAAUUCUUUGAUCAAAACUACUAGAAAAUUAGUUUGCGUAUAACUUAAAUCGUCCUCCAGUAUCGUUCUAUUGCUUACACUCAUCGAUCAACAUGAAUUUAUUACAGAAACAGUUGAUUUCCGGAAGUGGAGUUUUCAUCCGAGGAGGUACUCGACGAUUAGAACUACUGAGUGCUUUCUCCACCAAACCUGAGCCGCUUCCAGCGGCCACCCAAUCGUCCCCACGUGUCCCCAGUUCAUCCGGGACACCUACGUCGAGUGGUGCCGAAAGGAAGAGUAUCAUUCCGCCGGACUACCGAUUCGUGUAUCAAGAGUUUCUGCCGGAUCCUAAAAUUGAAUGGCGCAAUCCCAUUCGGGAGAAGCUGGAACGCAUGGACAUGAUCGACCGGAGAUCGAACAUCGAUGUUCCGGAAUUCUACGUCGGUUCGGUGGUGGCGGUCACAAGUUCAGACAUUCACGCUGUCGGUAAGACGUCCCGCUUCCUUGGCAUUUGUAUCAUGCGCGAAAAGUGUGGCCUGAGAGCGCGUUUCAUACUGCGGAACGUAAUCGACAACCAGGGCAUAGAGGUUAGCUACGAUCUGUACGACCCGACACUGCUGAAAAUUGAAGUUCUCCGACUGGAAAAGCGUGUCGACGAGCAUUUGUUGUAUCUGCGGGAUGCGCUCGAUGAGUACAGCACCUUCGAUUUGAAUAUGGAACCGGAAACCUUACCGGAGGGCAGUUCUGUUCCGGUGAACGAUAUCAAGGUGGUGUUGAAACCUCGCCCCUGGUAUGAUCGUUGGGAGCGUCACAACCUGCAGGGCGUGGCCAACGUCGAUGAACACACGAACGAGAAGAAACGCCUGAAGGCUGAGAGGUUGGCUACGCCAUGGGAGAAGUACGAUCUUAUGAAAGAGUAUCGCCGCACGAUUCCGGAGGAAGAACAGAAGGAAAUCUUCGCCGAGGUGUACAGCCAGCUGCAUCAGCUGGAACUGACACGACAGAAGCUGAAGCGGAAACGGACGUUCGUCAAGCCGACGAAGCUGGCUUAAGGAUGAUGGUUUGUAGUUAUGGUUAUGUUAAUCGAUAUACCAAAUGUGUGGAGAUAGAUUUUAGUAAAUGUGGUUAACUGAC
Molecule: messenger RNA, 1159 nt
Organism: Uranotaenia lowii
Lineage: Eukaryota; Metazoa; Arthropoda; Insecta; Diptera; Culicidae
Gene: mRpL19
Product: 39S ribosomal protein L19, mitochondrial
Exons: 2
Coding region: 139-1077 (312 amino acids)
Biological process (GO): translation
Cellular component (GO): mitochondrial large ribosomal subunit; ribosome
Molecular function (GO): structural constituent of ribosome
Source: RefSeq, a predicted model, not a curated record